Spinacia oleracea (spinach) is the source of this 785-nucleotide messenger RNA. RefSeq lists its product as uncharacterized. The coding region runs from base 117 to 614 and encodes 165 amino acids. NCBI's taxonomy places the organism in Eukaryota, Viridiplantae, Streptophyta, Magnoliopsida, Caryophyllales, Amaranthaceae. The record is from RefSeq and is a predicted model, not a curated record. The transcript is spliced from 4 exons.
AUACGAAGAAGUUGUUGGUUGAUAUUUCCAAAUCCCAACCAACUUAGAAAAUAUCUUCCUUUGGUUGUUAAAAAACCUCAAACCUUAUCUUCUGUCAACUCAGAGAGAAAAGAGGGAUGGAGUCUGUUAGAAUGCCAAGCAGGAGUGAUACACACUUGAGCAAAGAGGAAGAAGAGAAAAUAGAGGAAGAAACCAAGGAAUAUUUUCAUGGCUUAGCUCCUAAACGUCACACUAAGCCUCAACGAAGCGAGUAUUCCACCAAUUAUAUUGAUGUUAAUAACACUUCCAACAUCAUCCCUGAAUAUGCCGAGUUUCAACGCCUCGAAAAUGAUCAAGAGAAAGUAGAGUACAAGAAUGGAAGCCAAGUGAGUGAGGAGUUUAUAGAGACAGAUUAUUACAAGGAUCUUAAUUGUGUGGAUAAGCAACAUCACACGACAGGAAAAGGGUUUAUCAAGAUGGAGAAUGACAAUGGAAAAUCUUACUACAUUGCUCCUGACCUGGACCUUAGUCAUCAUGGUGCUUCAAAGGGAAAUCCAGCAACCAACGACUGGAUACCGUCUGCAGACGAUCAGGUCGCACCCAUUUCUGACAAGCCAAGCAGGAGCGAGAACUAAGUUAAAGAUAGGGCUGGGUUUAUUGCUGCUAGUGAAAGUGCUUGUAAAAUCUUUUACUACUUCAUGAUUCAAGGUUUAUUUACUAAAGAAGCUGCUAUCUGUUGCUGCUAGUAGGAGAUCUUGUAAAACGUCUUGGUAUCUGAAAAAUAAGAUUAUGUAUUUUGCCACUAA